Lampris incognitus (smalleye Pacific opah) is the source of this 663-nucleotide messenger RNA. RefSeq names its product immunoglobulin lambda-1 light chain-like. Lineage: Eukaryota; Metazoa; Chordata; Actinopteri; Lampriformes; Lampridae. The transcript is spliced from 5 exons. Bases 1 to 663 code for a protein of 220 amino acids. The record is from RefSeq and is a predicted model, not a curated record.
AUGAAGUCUCACCACUCACACAGUGAUGAAGACCUGCACAAAGACCUUCCUCUGAUGAAAGACAAGGUGUCUGAGAUGAGCUACAAAUAUACAAGGACCACUCUCCUGGCAGGAAGUCCCUCUCGUUUCAGCGCCGGCGGAUCUGGGAGUUACUUCACCAUGACUGUCAUAGCAGUCCAGGCUGAGGACGCAGGGAUUUCCUACUGUCAGAGUGAUAUCUGUGCUCUAUCACUGUGGAGCACUUUUGGUGGCGGCACUGAGGUCAUCGUCUCAUCGGGGGUCUCAGUCAAACCCACCCUCUCCCUGCUCCCCCCCUCUUCUGAGGAGUUGUCCAAGGGCUCGGCCACGCUGUCCUGUCUGCUGAGCAGCUACUCCCCAAAAGGAGCGCUGGUGACUUGGCAGAAGGAUGGGAGGGAGGUGACGGCGGGCGUCCUGACGGGACAAGAGGUGUGGAGCAGCACUGGGUACAGCCGCAGCAGCAUCCUGACCCUCAGCAAAGCCAGCUGGGAUGAAGGAGACCUCUACACCUGCUUGGUGGCCCAUGGUGGCCGCAGGCAGUCCACCGAGCUCAGGAGCUCUUAUUUCAGAUGGUCUUAUGGUGAUCCAGUAAUAAACCAGUUUAUCAUCUUGCUGUGCUCUUGCUCCUGCUCAUCUGUCCUGUGA